This is a messenger RNA of Lathyrus sativus (Indian pea), 804 nucleotides long. NCBI's taxonomy places the organism in Eukaryota, Viridiplantae, Streptophyta, Magnoliopsida, Fabales, Fabaceae. The record is from the annotation of a GenBank genome assembly.
AUGCCUCUCUUGAAAGAUCAUGCUUCAACAUCUUCAUCUUCAUCUUAUCACUCUUUUUCCAUUCUUAAUGGUGGUGAUCUUGCUUCUUGUUCUUCUGGAUCGAAACGGAAAUGUCCGCUACAAGAAACCAACAAUAGUUCAUCGUUGUCGGAUUUGUCUUCAUAUCCCAAUGAAACUAAUGUUUGUCUUCAUCUGUCUCUAUAUUUUUGUGAUUGCAUUCAAAUUGCCAAGAAACAGAAACUUGCUCACCAAGAAACUAAUGUUGAUGCUGUUGUUCUUGUUGGAACAAGUUCUGAUCCAUGGAAGAUCAAGAAACAGAAACUUGUUCACCAAGAAACUAAUGCUGAUGCUGCUGUUACUGAUACUGUUGGAACAAGUUUUCAUUCUUCAAUCAGCAGUGAUGCUGCUGUUACUGAUACUGUUGGAACAAGUUUUCAUUCUUCAAUCAGCAGUGAUGAUCCAUGGAAAAUCAAGAAGGUACUCACAACAAGUGAUCUGGAAAAUAAUAGCAGACUUUUGUUGAAGAAAGAAGUGGCUAGGAAAUGGGUCGUUCCUUUUGUGGAUAAAGAUAAAGCUGAGAAAGAUGGAGUCCAACUUUCGGUUUUUGACGUUGACACACAAACCCUUCGUUCUCUUGUUUUCAAGAUAUGGCCUUCGAAUAACAGUCACGUUUUCAACAAUACAUGGAUCAAGGAAUUUGUAGAUAAAAGAAACUUAAAAGCUGGAGAUGAAAUUGGUUUUAAAUGGGAUCAAGACAACAAGAGAUUUGAUUUUUCAGUUCUUCAUAGGGGUGUUAACAACUGA